AUGGAGACUGUCCAGCUUUCAGUCUGCCCGGACAACACGCUGGGGCCCUGGGCUGGGCCUGGUUGUCGUGGCGGCUUCGACUUCACUCUGCUUUUUGAGGAAGCGGCUCUCAGUUUGCCCGUGCAUGCCGUCUUCCUUCUGGCCGUACCUGUUCGAAUUCUUCAACUGGUCCGGCUGCCAACCAGGGCGUCGUCUGGCCCCCUACGCGUUUUGAAAGCGAUAUCUGCCGUGUCAUUAGCAGCACUCAACAUCGCGUUGGUCGGGCUUUGGGCGAGAGACGGGGGUUAUGCCGUUACCAACACUCGGGCAAGCACAGCAAAUGCAGUACUGGCUUUCGUCGCGUCCGUCGCCGUGUGCGCUCUAACAUGGCUUGAGCAUGACCGCUCCCGGCGGCCCGCGUCGCUCUUGUCCAUUUACCUCUACUUGUCUGUCUUGCUCGAUCUAGCCCGCACUCGCACUCUCUGGCUGCUCGAUCCCGGAAGUUCUGCCAUUGCUGCGCUCUUCACGACCACUCUGGUGAUGCGACUUGUCACCGCUGCACUUGAGUCUUUUCAGAAGGGGGCCUCGGCCAACAUCGACGACAAGGUGUCCACUCCAGAGGCUAUUCGAGGCCCAUUAAGCACCGCGACUUUUACUUGGCUUCUACCGUUACUACGGGGCGGAUACAGGAAGGUGUUCUCAGUCAACGACUUGUACCCCGUGGAUGAGUGGCUCAGCUCAAAGGACCUACACGAGACUCUCCAGAGGGAGUGGGAGAAAGUGCCGAACAAGGCUGCUCCUAAUGCGCUUCUGUUCACAUGGCUGCGCGUCUUCGCCGGUGCUUUCUGGGCCCCUGCGGUUCCUAGACUCUUCAUCAUCGCGUUCACAUAUGCCCAGCCCUUCCUCAUCCAGGCCGCGGUUGAGUUUGCGUCUGCGCCGAAAGGCAUGCCUUACGACAAUUACGGCUACGGCCUUAUUGGCGCCUUCUUCCUUGUCUACGCAGGCAUGGCGAUCUCCGUUGGUCAAUUCUACUGGCGCCUCCGCCGCAUGAUCUCCAUGACAAGAAGCAGCGUGGUCGGGCUCAUCUUCAACGAGUCUCUGCUCAUCGACCCUCACGGACCAGGCGCGAACCCUCUCGGUGCGCUGACACUCGCCAACGCGGACACUGACGCAGCUCAGCAGGGCCUCUACCAGGCCCACGAUCUCUGGUCGAGCAUUGUCGAGAUUGUGAUUGCUGACUACUUGAUUUGGCGCCAGAUGGGUGCCGCUUGUGCUGUCCCCAUUGCGGUGGCUGUUCUUGCUGUGGUUGUCUCUUCUCUGGUUGCCGCACCUACCGGCGCGGCUCUUGGUGUCUGGCUGGUGGCUAUUCAAGAGCGUGUCGUCAAGACUGCUACUACCCUUGGUGCGGUCAAGUGGAUGAAGAUGGCAGGUCUUGCGGACCCGGCCUUCCAAGGCAUCCGCAACCUUCGACUGAAUGAACUCAAGGUCUCCUUGAAAUAUCGCAUUCUCGCUGGAGGGUCUAUGGUCGUCCUCAUGUUUGCGCCGGUUUGGAGUCCUAUCCUGACGUUCAGUUUGUACACUGGACUUGCAGCCAGGGAUGGCACUAUCUUGUCCCCGGCGACAAUUUUCACAGCCUACUCGCUGAUUUCUCUGUUGAGUGGUCCUCUCUUGACGCUCACCCUGACCAUCCCCGUCAUUUUUGGCUCCAUUGCAGCAUUCGGCCGUAUACAGGCCUUCCUGAACGGCCAACGCAGGACAGACACGCGUAACCUGGUCGGUGAGGGCCCAGCCUUGCCGCAUGUGGAUGUCGAUCCGAGCAAGAUGCUCGAUACCUCAACUGUCCACACAAUCGCCAAGACGGAAGGCUCAUCCUCCAGCAACGACACCAUCGCCACGCUGCAAGGCACCUUCCGUUGGACCGCGGACGCAGAGCCUGUCCUCGACAUCCAGGAUCUCCGCAUACCCCGGAAGAAAGUUACGGUGAUUCUGGGUCCUGUGGGUUGCGGCAAGUCGACGCUGCUCAAAGCUAUCCUGGGUGAGCUGUGCGGCUUUGAGGGAACCAUUCGCACGAACUACGCCGGGGUGGCAUAUUGUGACCAGAAUCCCUGGAUCCCUAACGACACGGUCCGGAGACUAAUCACUGGUUGGGGCGAAAUCGACGAGACCUGGUAUCAAAGGGUCCUCAAGGCGAGCGAGCUCCAGCAUGAUCUUGGCAUCUGGCCGGCUGGUGAUCAAACCCAGACCGCAUCUGCUGGAUUAGCCAUGAGUGGCGGCCAGAAGCAUCGCCUGGCCCUCGCCCGAGCGGUUUACUCUGGUAAAGAACUCAUUGUUUUAGAUGAUCUGUUCAAAACCCUCGAUGCUUCGACCGAGUCUCGUGUGUUGGAGAAUCUCUGGGGCACUGAAGGCUUCCUCCGCGCUAGCGGCACGUCGACAAUCUUGGCGUCCUCGGAUGACAAGCAUAUGGCAUAUGCAGAUUAUGUUGUUGCGCUGGAUGAGAAAGGCCAUGUCAAGGCUGAGGGCUCACCCGAGGAGGUCAGCGAAGUCUUGGGCAUCCCUGCUCCUCAGCGCUGCGCUCCGAUUACCGAGCAGGCCAAGGAAGAGAAAUCAUCCGAAGCUACCCUUGCACCUACAUCUGCUAGCCCUGCUGCGCCAGUCGCCCCUGUAGUCGAUGAAGAGUUCACGGAGCAGGCGCGUCGGCUCGGCGACAAGGGCACUCUCAGAGAAUACGCUUUUGCCGCUGGAUGGCCUACCUUGAUAAUGGUUGCACUGAGCUUGGCUGCCUAUGCGUUCUGCGGAUCGUUUCCUACAAUCUGGCUUGGAUGGUGGGCAGAGCAGAGCGCAUUAGAUCCCUACACGCCGAUCGGCAAGUGGCUCGGAAUCUAUGUCUUGCUUGGUGUUGGCUCACUUGCUGGUGCUGCACUGGCCAUCUGGCUCUUCAUGGUCGUGAUUAUCAAUAAGUGCGGCGUCAUCUUCCACGAACGAUUGCUUAACGCUGUUUCCAAAGCGCCUUUGUCUUUCUUCUCCUCAGUCGACGCUGGCACCACUCUGAACCGUUUCAGCGAGGAUAUCCGCCUUAUCGACAUGGAAGUUCCGACAGCCGUGUACGGCAUGGGAACUACUGGCGCGGUCCUCCUGGCCCAGUUCGCCAUUCUGGCCUAUAUCACCAAGUACAUCGCCGUAGUGAUUCCUAUUCUUGCCCUGGUUUUCUAUUUCGUGCAGCAUUUCUACCUGCGCACCUCUCGCCAGCUGCGUCUGUUGGACAUUGAGCUCAAGGCACCCGUGUCAUCCAAGCUGCUCGAACUGUCGAGCGGCCUCGUGUCCAUCAGGGCCUUCCAGUGGCACGACAAGAUGCUCGACCAGAGUCUUGCCGUUCUCGACGAGUCGCAGAUCCCCUGCUACCUGCUCGGGAGCGUCCAGUGCUGGCUCAACUUCUCCAUUGAGAUGAUGAUGCUGGUGCUCGCUCUGGUCUUCAUUGUCAUAACCACCGUGCUCCGUCAAGACACUGGCGCGGUCAACAUGGGUGUCGGUUUGACCAGUCUCUUAUCCAUCAACGGCUCGGUCAAGCUCAUCAUCAACUUCUGGGUCAUGCUUGAGAAUGCCCUUGGCGCCAUCGCCCGCGUGUCUCGCUUCUCAAAGGUCAUGGACAAGGAUGAAGCUGCUGGAACCACACCUCGAGCUGCACCACAAGACCCAAAGUGGCCAGCUGCUGGUGUUAUCGAGGUCCGCGAUAUCGUGGCUUCGUACCCGUCGUCAGGAGUCUGCCUCGACAAGAUUUCUUUCACAGUCAAUCCUGGUCAAAAGAUUGCCGUCUGUGGCAGGACCGGAAGUGGCAAGAGCUCUCUCGUGCUCUGCCUCUUGGGCAUGAUGGACACGGACACCGGCUCAGUCGUGAUCGACGGGGUGGACAUCGCGACCUUGCCCCGGGACUACGUGCCGACCCGCGUCGUGGCCUGCCCUCAGGAGGCGCACAUCAUGCACGACACGAUCCGGCGUAACGUGGACCCCCUGGGCGUUGCUGACGAUGCCAAGAUCCGCGAUGUGCUCGAGAGAGUGCAGCUGUGGGCCACGGCAGAGGCAGUCGGCGGGUUGGACACCGUCAUCUUCCAGGAGGCCUUGUCACCCGGUCAGGCGCAGUUGCUGGUUCUGGCACGCGCCAUGUUGCGUGACAGCAAGAUUCUGAUCCUGGACGAGCCCACUAGAAGCCUGGACGCGACGAUGACUGAGCUUGUCCGCGGCAUCAUCAACGACUGGUUCGCAAACUGGACCGUCAUCUCGGUCACGCACAAUGUCGACGACCUUCUGGACUACGAUGCAGUUGCCGUUCUGGACGAUGGCAAGCUUGUCAGCUAUGGCCCGCACGUUCCAGAGCCUGUCGCAGAAGCUGUGGAGCAGAUCUGA
Messenger RNA from Microdochium trichocladiopsis, 4377 nucleotides. Its product is annotated as ABC transporter. The coding region runs from base 1 to 4377 and encodes 1458 amino acids. The transcript is spliced from 16 exons. Gene Ontology annotation, cellular component: membrane. Gene Ontology annotation, biological process: transmembrane transport. Gene Ontology annotation, molecular function: ABC-type transporter activity; ATP hydrolysis activity; ATP binding. Lineage: Eukaryota; Fungi; Ascomycota; Sordariomycetes; Xylariales; Microdochiaceae. The record is from RefSeq and is a predicted model, not a curated record.